UUAAAAUUAAAAAAUAUUUAAAAAAUAAAAUAAAAUUAGUAUAAAUUAAAUCUGUAUGCACUGUAUUUAAUGUACUGUAGAUAUACUAUGUCCUAAAUAUCAGAACUGGAAACCAAAUUCUUAUAUUUGAGCCUGUAGUUUCCUCCAGAGCUGAUAUUGUGUUUCACAGAUUUCCAGCUGCACGCCGCUCUUGAACUCUGAAUCAGAAAGAGGUCAGAAUGCUCUGAGGACUCGUACCAUCUCAAACAGGCUCUGAAACAAAUCUUCGGUUCACCACAUUUUUCCCGAGAUUACAGCACAUCUGUCAUCCUUAAUUUAUGACAGCGAUGAAUCUUGUCCUUUGGAAGUCCCUCUCUCCGCUCUCCUCCAAACACAAUCAAGCGUGUCCUCCGCAGCGCUUCUCCAAACCGUGGAGUCGCCUGUCAGCUUUGCUUAUGGUGAUGCUGUGGUUAAUACGGCGGCGGUCUCUAUUGAUCUGUCUUGACUUGUUUGCUGUAUGCUCCACAAUAGAGAAGUGCAUAUAUUACAGAGAAAAUAUUCAUAUGCAUAACACAUAUUAACCUGUCUUCUUUUGUUCAUGUUUGGUACAGUUAUGUUUCCAUGAUACAUUUUAGACUGAUCUGAACUUUUAUCUCCAGCUAAACUAUCCAGAACUGAGUGAUGACAGAAGAGUAAUGUUGAAUUUUGCUGGCUGUGGAGAAACAUGUUGCCAUAUGGAAUAUUCCUCCCCCCGCUCUCUAAUUAGACUGUUUGAGUGAACACAGAGCUGCAGAGUGAUUCUGGCACAGUGCGCUUAAUGAUCGUUUCAUGAACUCGUGCCAAAUAAGAGCAGCAUGUUCCAGUGAGAUGCUAUUUUAAAAUUUGAGCUGAAUAUUUCCAAUGAAUGAAUGAAUGGAAGAUAACAUCAUAAUAAUAAUAUAAUUUUUAUUUUUUAUUUUUAUUCUCUUAUUAUAUAACUAUUAUUUAUUUGUUAAUUUAAUUUAGGCCUAUUUUAUUGUCCAGAAUCAUAACUCUGAUAACAUGUCUCAUCAACAAAUCACACAAUCUAAGAUAUUAUUCAUUUUUGUAGCACAGUUAUUCAUCAACGUACAGUUCCAUACACUCUUAGAAGAGAUCGAAACUUUAGAGUUCAAAAAAGAACUUUAAAGUGCAAAUAUAAACUUCUAGCUAUCAAAAAGGUUCAAAGUUGAACUUAAAGGUUCUAUAAUGAUCCACUGGUUAUUUAGCAGUUAUUUUUAGAACCUUUGUUGUGGUAAAAGGUUCAUAUUAGAACCUAGCAUAGUUAAGGUUCUUUCAUGAACCUUUUCUAAGAUGCACUGUAAAGACUAGACUGAGUUCAGUUAGAACACCAUUUGCUUGUUACAUUGGUAAAUUACUAAUUCACAUACUCCGUAUUAAUGAAUUUACUUUUAUUCAGUUACUAAUUGUGAUGUCAGAUGCAGUUCUGGCCUCCGUUGAUACAAGUUGAUACAAUGUGUUUCGUCUUUGCCCCAUGACCACCUCACAUAUGUCUAAAUUGCACAAUAACCUUUAGUUCAGUUUUAUGUUCAUAAAUGAACAAGAAGCUAUUCUGUGUUAAAUUGAGAGGGUGAAGUGAAAUUCUUACCCCCAAAAAUAGACUUUGUUCAGUAGGCUAUCUUCAUAUUUUACAGCUGUACAUCCUUUAAAUUUUCCCCACACCACAUUCAACCUUCAAAUCUCAGAAAGCCUACUAAUUCAGCUCAGAACAUGACAAGUGACAAAAGCGAAUAAUUUUAAAUGAAUCUGGUUGGCAAAACAUCUUUUAGACAUGAUCAGUUUGGGCACAUGUUUAUAUUAUUGAGGAACACCAUUAUGUCAUUCUGUAACACUCCUUCAAAUGUGAAGCAUAUCUAUGUGUUGUGUAAGGUUUCAUCAGCAAGAUUAUUUUUCUUUCUUUCUUUCUUUCUUUAAUUCUUUCUUUCUUUAUUAGUAGCCUAGUUGUUUUACUAUUACUAUUAUUAUCAUUAUUAGGCUAAUGUUAUUGUUAUUAUUAUUAUCAUUAUUACUAUUAUGAUUAUAUUGUUUUGAUUUUGAGAAUAAAAACAAACAGAACAAAAACAUUUAAACCAGGCCGAAGGUUUCUGGGCUUAAUACGCAAGUUGCGUAACGCAACGUAAAGCACUGAAACUGUUUCGCGCAAGAUCAGUGGUCGCGCGGAAAAACCGUUAAACAUUCAAGCACCGGCACUGAGUGGAGCAGCACGCAUAUCUGAGGUAAGACAACAAAACCUUUCAAAUAAACUGACCUUUUUGAAAAGCUAUUAAAAUAACACUUGCGUAAUGUUAUAAUUGUGUGUUACAUGAUGAAUAAAUGACGAGGGGCCACAGAAUGGUAGAAAAAUUAAAAACACACGAUGAUAAUGUGGCCACAAUAUUAAGUCAAUUUACCGGUCCAGAGUUAAUUAUUCCACGUAUACCACGGUUACUACACCUCAAGACCUUUUCUCAGAUGUUGUAUUUCAAGACCUUAGUCUGUUGGUUACCAGAGCACUCGCGUAAUGAUUAUUUUCACCAACAGAGGGCGCUGUGAGCUACAUUGAUUGCUUGGUCACGUGCCGCUACUUCAUUCAUGAAGAACUGAACCUGGACCACAGCAGGGCGUGGAACUAUGAUGUCACUUUGUAGGCAAAAACCCGGAAGCGAGUGCAUUUUAGCACUUCUGGUUCCAUCGUCCCAGAGUCAAUGGGUUUUUUGAGUGGGAUUUUGGUUAAAUCCCUUAAAUAAGGUCAGACAGGCACAAGAUACUGUCACGUUUUAUUCUACGACAUAAAACACACCAGUUAACGUUACACCACACUCGUGAUUUUUUUUAAACUGUUACGUUUCUUAAAAAAGACAGUUGCUAACAAGUUGCUAAAUGGGACUACAGGCGCUGUCGGAGACAUUCAACAUCAUCAUGCCGAACAGUUUAUCAGUUUAGAGUAUUUUCCAGUUGUAGUAUAAUUUGUAAUUCAAUUAAUUGUAGAAUAACCAAUAAAUAGUUUCGCGCAUUUUAUAUUGUUGUUCAACAAUGUUUUUUUGCUUUGCCCCGAAAUGUGACACAAGUCUUCGGAUGGAAGAUGCUCGAAUUUAUCACUUACUGACGUGGAGACUCUGGGUUCAGACCAUAAAGUAAACUCAUACGAUUAUUACAUGUAAACACCACAUUUACCGGCUUUACUUGUGAAAGUGAAACUUUAAUGAUGCAUAGUGCUUAAAGCCACGAUAAAAUUAAAUGUUUACGGCCGCAUGAAGUGCUUUCAAGUUAAGAUUUUCAUUUAUUCACUAUACUAUUUAUUAUUAAUGUCACAUUUCAGCUUUAGUUUGGCUCUAGUUUUGUAUUUAUUCCAGUUUAUAUGAAAAGCUUCAUGUAGCGUGGAUUAAAAUUCAUAUACAGAGUAAAUACGUUUCACUGAACAUGUUAAAAAUAAGUUGCCGGGAGCGUGGUGGUCGUGACGUUGAAGGCGAGCGACCGUGGUGCUGUAGUUCGUUUAUAGCCUAAGUUUAGCUUUUCAGUUCUGGUGCUUUUAUUUAGGCUUCAAAAUUCGUUAAAGUUAUAUUAUUUUGUGAAGAUUAUCUUGAUGGACAAAACGUGUAAGAUUCAUGAACUAUGAUUGAACACAAAGCUUAUUUUUUGCGAUAAUCCAAAAGCCUAUGGAAAAAUCCUAUUGGCUUUUUGUCGAGGAACCAGUUUCAUGCUAACAGCCGAUUCCGCCUACAAAGUGAUGUCAUAGUUCCCCCACUCUAUUAUCGUCAAUUCUCAAAAGAGACACCGUUGACCCUAUCAAGAGACUGAAAUUGAUGGAGACGCUUUAAUGGACCUAAAGGUGCAAUAGGCCUUCAGAAAAAAUGUUUGUUAUUCUGGUUGAAAGUCUCUUCACAUCCUGAUAGCAAUCAAUAAGUUAAGUGGUCUAAAUGUAUUUAUCUGUAUUUAUAUAUUCUGUGGAAGAUGUAGGACCAAGAAAUGUUCGUCCAAUCAAAACAUUCGGUCCGAGCGUUUUAAUUGGCUUUCCUACCUGCCUGUCAACGUAUGUAUUAGCAUACCCUGUGUCAGGUCAGGUGUCCACAUGUUUAGCCGAACUAUAUUGUUAUCUUUGCAAAUCAUUGAGCUGGUUUUACCAUACUAACAUGCACCUUUCUGCAAACUUUUUUGUAGGACUUUCUAUUGAUAUUUCACCUGGAUCAAUCUCAAGACAACAUAUUGCUUGUUUGUAACAACAUAUUGUAGCAAAAAAAAAGACUUGAGAGCAAAGAUUUUUUUUCUUUGACAGGACAAAGCACACAAGAUCAAAAAUAAUGCAAGGUCUGUUUGAUUAGAUGUGCACAUAUACAUGGUAUUUUCCACAAUGCAGUAAGUUUAUAAUUUUAGAGAAUGAUUAGGGUAAAAAUGUUUUUCUCUAUUUUCAGGUAUACAAGAGGCGAACACAACAAGGUGUCUUCAACCCUUGUUACCAAAUACCAUUUCUUGAGAGAAAAGAGUGGCAGAGGAUGUGCUUAAAAACAAAUUUAAAAAAAAGAAAGAUCACCUUUGAUUAAUGUUGAAGAAAUAAAUGAAAUUUGUUGCAGGUUCAGCAAAGUAAGAAAACAGAUCAUUUUACCAGGAGUCCAUCAAAAAUAUGGCAAUCACUGUAGAGAUGGAGGAUCUAUCUGGCCAAGAUUUGUAUCAAAAGAGGCCAAGGUCUCAAUGGUUGUUGCUGUCUUGCUGUUUCCACUUCUAUUAAAGGAGAGUCUGAGAUCUCUUUAUGUCAUCAGUGAGGAACCACAUACACCAAACCCUGUGCUGUUUAUAAAGGGACGUGCCUUGGAUGCAGAGUCUGUUUUAGAAAUAAUGAUGGAAGGGGAGGAGGAGGUCUGUGAAGCAGACGAUGUGAACACAGCUCUACACUUCAUCUUCAACACUGAAUAUGCUUCAAACUGGUGAUCAUGGCAGGCACCGUUCUCCUGGCGUACUACUUCGAAUACACGGACACCUUUCCCGUGCACAUCCAGGGCUUCUUCUGCUUCGACAAGGCGUUCUCCAAACCGUACCCUGGACCGGAGGAGAGCAGCAACGUACCGCCGGUGCUGGUGUACUCUCUGGUAGCUGCUAUCCCCACGAUAACCAUUCUGGCUGGCGAGGUGAUGGUGUUUUUCAUGAGGUCGGAGGGCACGCAGGAGAAGACCAUUAUCACAGCCGACUGCUGUUACUUCAACCCUCUGCUCAGGCGCAUCAUACGCUUCCUAGGUGUCUACACCUUCGGCGUGUUUACCACCACCAUCUUUGCCAAUGCUGGGCAGGUAGUGACAGGAAACCAGACGCCUCACUUCCUGUCAGCAUGCAGGCCAAACUACACAGCAUUGGGCUGCCAUUCCAACCUACAGUACAUCACAGAGCGCAAAGCCUGCACGGGAAACCCUCUCAUAGUAGUAUCUGCACGGAAAUCCUUUCCCUCCAAAGAUGCGGCCCUUAGUGUUUAUUCUGCAGUGUAUACAGUGAUGUACGUGACGUUGGUGUUUAGGACUAAAGGGACGCGUCUGACCAAACCCACACUGAGUCUGACUCUACUGUGUCUGGCCAUGCUGGUCGGUGUGGUCAGAGUGGCUGAAUACCGCAACCACUGGGCUGACGUCCUCGCUGGAUACUUCACCGGCGGAGCCAUCGCUGUCUUUCUGGUGACGUGUGUGAUCAACAACUUCCAGCAGACAAAGCCCCCACCCCCACCGGUGCGACCCCAGCGCCCUGAGUCUGUGCUGGGCAUGCCCAUGGUGGCGCUGCCCUGCGUAGAGAGUCCACUUGAAAAACUCCAAGGGGAUCUCCAUUCACUGAGAUCACAUGACCAUCAGCCUCAUCGGUUCCCCGUCCCCCCCGAUGUCCUCAUACCGUCUCGCUCCAUUUCCAGCGAAGUCUAGACCAGCCGUCUCAGCACGCGCGCCACUGCGCCGCCUACUCCACGGGACGCUCCGCCACUCUGCACCGCUCCUACUCGACGCAGGUCUAGAUUUCCUCACCUCCAACCCCUCAUCCUUCAUAUUCCUCCAUGCUGCCGAUAGGGCCUCCACAAACCGCUCAAACAAACCACGAGAAGCACUUUUAGAGAGCCUGCUUGGAGAUCCCGAACACCUGCAUGAAAGCCAGAAAGCACAGGCAGGCAUCUCUCUUUUGCCAGAGAGUUUGUUUGGACUGUGGGUGGAGGAUUCGCACCUGUUCAGACCUCUCAAAACCAACCCGACCUACUUCCUGGGGAACCGAUGAAGAAGUCUUGAUCAGCUUUUGGCUGAAAUUCAGAACUCUGGCUGCAAUUUUUACUGCAGUGUCAGUUUGUAUGUAAAUACAUGCAGUUUUUUUUUUUUUUUUGACGUUUUGGUUAAAGGCAUGUCUAUUUUGUUCCAUUUUGUUCAUUAGGGUGACCAUACGUCCUCUUUUUCCCAGACGUGUCCUGGACGGGUUUAUAAAUUGCCUAAAGGUCCAGAUUUUGGCUUUGUUUUCCUAUUGUUUUCAUACUUGCUGAAGGUAAGUACUUUGACCAAUAGCAUGCAGGCAUUCUAUAAAAUCGACCAAUCGUGGCAUGCAAGAAGGCAGGAUCUACAGAGAACAUCAAAGCAAUGCAAAUACAUAUACAUAUAAUGUAUGAUGAUAUACCAAUAGGAAAACAAAGCCAAAACCUGGACAUUUUAGGCAAUUUAGAAAUCCCAGCCAGGACAUAUCUGUGAAAAAGUAUGUUCACCCUAGUACUGAUGGAGUUUUUAAGUCACAUUUAUAGUCAUCACAAUGUAUGGUUUUGAAAAAUGACAUACAUAAACUACAUUGAUUUGUUUUUGAGUCAUAUUCACUAUGCACUUGGGACAGUCUCAUCAUCAUCAGCUAUCUGGACAUCCUGUAAGUGCACAUCAAGGAAAAAACUCUAAACUUGGAGACGUUCUUGAUACCAGCUCUUGUAGUAAUGUUUGGAUGCAUCGUAAGGAAUUGAUAGACAGAAUGACAGACAUAAAAAUCAACCACAGCAUUCUUUUUAAUAUUUAUUGUCUGGUUCGUGCUCGCAAGGAUUUUUCCACCAGCUAGAUGUAAUGCACAGUCUGACAUGAAGGCCUUUUCAUUACUGUCUCCCUAGACACAAGGCUUUCAGACAUGAGACAUUCUUAUAGUUUUUCAUCAAAAUAUGGAUUGGAUUUUUCAUUUCUCAGGAGAGAAAAGCAAGAAAAGCACCCCAUGACGUCAACAGAAGAGUAAAGACAGAAUCUGUAUUGUUGUUGGUAUUUCUGUGAAGGUUUUCAAAAAUGGAGGUCAGCUAGUUUAUUUCCUGUAUAGUGAGCAACCCCUUCACAUUCAUAUUACCAUGUGUUACUAGCAGGGUUGUGCAACAUUCAGAAUUGAAUUGAUCCUUGAUUGUAAAUCAAUUUUGAUUUACAGUUCAUGAAUUUGAAUUGAACUUUAACUUGAGGUAGCAUUAAGUAUUGAACAGAUUCAGUAUUAAAGUUUUCAAUGCAAGGAAGUAGAAUUAAAUGACUUGAAAUUUGAAGAAAUUCUGUAUGGUAAGCUUUAACUUGAAAUGAAAGUUUUAUUUAGAUAAACUUUGAAUGUUGGCGUAAAGUCUUUUUUUGGAUAACAGAUGCAACUUUUGUAACUUUAAAGUUUUUUUUAACUCUAAUUUAUUUAUUUUAUUUUAUAGGCACUUUUGUAAAUAAAAAGCUCUUUUCAUAUUCCAGGAAUACCUUUAAGGAGUGUACAUUUACUGUGUUAACAUUUAGUUUGCUUUUUUUUUUUUUUUUUUGUAUUAAUGCACCUUAUUUUUCUUUUUUUGUUAUCUAGAUAUGAAAUUACAUAUAGGCAAUGUUAGAUGUCAUGUUCAGAUUUAUAUUAAGUUAAUAUUUUGUACUAAACUAAACAGAAAUAACAAAAUAGAAAUCAAAAGAUGAUAUAGACAGACAGAUAGAUAGAUAGAUAGAUAGAUAGAUAGAUAGAUAGAUAGAUAGAUAGAUAGAUAGAUUUGAUUUCCUGUGGGGUGUGGCCAAUUCAAUUCUAAAUCACAUUUGUAAAAUGAAAGAGAACCAAUUCUGAAUUUUGCACAACCCUGGUUAGCAAGUUUGUAAAAACCUUUGGCUGUCAUUUUCUAAUGACGAUGUUAUGAAAGGUCCUUGCAAUGAAAUCAUUCCUGCAAACAGCAUAGGAUGCCUGGUAAUGCAGUGGGAUUUUAAAGUUAUUUGAGCUAUUUGAUGACUAGUUAACAUUAAUCAAUAGCCUGCACUGCCUGGGUGAUGAAAGACAAAAAGAAAAGUUGUUUCAAUAGUGAAGCGAGGUUUUCUGUUGGAGGAACAUGCAAUGAUGAAUCAUUCAUAAUAAUGAGCAGGAAAGUGUAUUAAAGGAACAGUUCACCCAAAAAUGAAACUUUCUGAAAAUGUACUCACCCUCAGGCGAUCUAUGAUGUAGAUGUAGGUAUGAACAGAAAUUCAAGAAAUGUGUUCAUGAGUGUAUCCUCUGCAGUGAAUGGGUGCCGUCAGAAUGAGAGUCCAAACUGCUGAUAAAAACAUCACAAUAAUCCAAGUAACCCACAUAACUCCAGUCCAUCAUUAAUGUCUUAUGAAUCGGAAAUCUGCAUGACUGUAAGAAACAAAUGAAUGUUUAAGGCAUUUUAACUUGAAGCUGUUAAUUCCAGCUAAAAUAUGAGUCCUCUAUUCAAAGAAUGGCUUUCUCCAGUGAAAAAGUCUGAAUCAGGAGAGAAAUCUGCACAGAUCAAGCACCGUUUACAAGAGAAAACAGUACAAAACAUUUCUAAAUGAAUGUAUUAGUGGAUUUUGAUGUGAGAGGACAACAGGAGAUUGUUAUUGGCAUUACAGAUUAUUACAGGCAUUAUUAUGGAUUAUGGACUCAUGUUUUGGCCAGAAGCAACAGUUUAAAGUUAAAACACCUUAAUGAUGGAUUUGGUUCUUACAAACACAGCUUUUCACUUCACAAGAUGUUAAUUGAUGGACUGGAGUCGUAGAUGACUUGUGGAUUAUUGUGAUGUUUUUAUCAGCUGUUUGGACUCUCAUUCUGACGGCACCCAUCCACUGCAGAGGAUCCACUGGUGAACAAGCGAUGUAAUGCUACAUUUCUCCAAAUCUGUUGCAACGAAGAAACCAAAGUCAUCCACAUCUUGGAUGGCCUGAGGGCGAGUAAAUUUGAGAAAAUGUUAUUUUCUGGAUAAACUACUCUUUUAAGAAAUUAAAUUGGGGAAAUUUUGAGUAAAUGGUUAAGUGUCUCAGGCAGCUAAAAUAAAGUAAUGGCCACAGAUUCACAUGCUCAUGUUUGAUCAACUAUAAUAGAUUUUGUACACAGAGGAUGUUCGUGAGCGGUAUCAGUCGGCUGUAUGUGCUAUACCAUGCAUAAACCAAGUGUUGUGCACUUCAUAAUUUUAUCAAGCUCUGUUAAAUUUUUUAGAAUGUUUGCUUUAAAUCACAUUUCUUUUCUAACAUAGUGUUUACUUAGACUAAUUGUUUGGUACUGUAAGUAAGCUGUGUAUACAAAUUGUGUGUACUUUAAUCAGAUGUGUAAACGCUCCACCUUGUUGCACUCCAAACGGUUGAAAAUUAAUGUUUGUAACAUUAACUGUGACAUCUAAUCUGUCUGAUGCCCCUCAGCCUUUACAUCCCGGCACCAGGUCCAGCCUCUGCCACAUUCUGUGCUACGUACAGUUACUGUCUCUGUUGUAAGAGCACCAUCUACACAUGCUAAGAAACACCUUCACACCCUGAAAACACUCCAUUAAAGGUGAAGUCUGCAGUUUUUUACCGCUGGGGAAUGGAAUUGCAAUAACAGCAAUGACCUCUGCUAUUGGUCAGACAAGCAGAAAGCCCCACCCCAAACUCAUGCUAUUGAUUGAGCCAAUGCUGUUUUGGGCUGGUCAGGAGGAUUCUCAAAGAAACAGAUCAAGAAAGAGUCCAAGCCAUACACUUUUUGGGCAAAUCAAGCUGCAAAUGGUUUAUUUAUAAUUAUAGAGACUGAAAAAAUUACAUGCUUCACCUUUAAAAAUCUUUUAUCUGUAGCUCUCAGCACUCUUAUUCCUUCUUUCAUACACCCAAAUGAAAAGAUAUUUGUACAGUUUUGCAAACAAGUCUUUUUGUAGUAAAAAAAGAAAAAAAAAAUGACAAGAGUUUUGCACACCAUUCCUGUGCACCGGAUUAAUUUGUUACAUUGGUGAUUUUCAUUUAUAUACACCCAAUGAGUCAUUGAUCUGUGUUUUGGGUAAUUAAAUAAAGUAAAAGCGUGACAUGC
Molecule: messenger RNA, 10227 nt
Organism: Onychostoma macrolepis
Lineage: Eukaryota; Metazoa; Chordata; Actinopteri; Cypriniformes; Cyprinidae
Gene: plppr2a
Product: phospholipid phosphatase related 2a
Exons: 11
Coding region: 4923-5888 (321 amino acids)
Biological process (GO): phospholipid metabolic process; phospholipid dephosphorylation; signal transduction
Molecular function (GO): phosphatidate phosphatase activity
Source: RefSeq, a predicted model, not a curated record